Molecule: messenger RNA, 739 nt
Organism: Rotaria sp. Silwood2
Lineage: Eukaryota; Metazoa; Rotifera; Eurotatoria; Philodinida; Philodinidae
Source: the annotation of a GenBank genome assembly
CCGAGCAAUAGGAUCUUCAGGAUUCAAUGGUACACUCGACUACAUUACUAAUCAACUAAAACAAAAUACAGAUUUCAUUGUUCGGCAUGAGUAUUUUACGGUGAAGAAUUGUGUUGUUCAAGGAACACCGCAGCUACAAUCUGAAAUCAAUGGUCUUGUCAAUGAUCAUGUUUACUUGACAGAUUUUACUCAUAUUUUAUUUUCGCCUGGAACCAAUUUUGAUUCCUUUGUUCCAUUGGUCUCGAUUCCAAAUCUUGGUUGUCAAGAUUCCGAUUGGAUGAAUGUGUCAGUAACGGACUCAAUCGCUUUGGUCAAACGUGGAGUUUGCACAUUUCCAGAGAAAACUCAGCUAGCAGAAAAGUACCGUGCGAAAGGAUUGCUCAUGUACAACGAUGGAACUGCGCCAAAUCGUUUUCAAGCAUUUCAGUAUGUGAGAAGUGAUUUGAAGACGACAAUUCCAGGCUUUUUUCUGUCGUAUAACUUGGGAAUGAGGUUUGUUAAUGCAGCGUCCAGUGCAAGUGCGAAUGUCCGUAUAAAAAUGCAAAUUGAUGUACGAGAUGCAGAAGGCAUUGGAAAUAUUUGUGCUGAUACACCAACAGGCAAUAAAGCAAAAACAAUUGUUAUCGGAUCUCACAGUGAUGGAGUGUUAGAUGGAAGCGGAAUUAAUGACAACGGUAAGAAAAGUGUCGGUAGGCUAAUAGGUUAUAGUCAUCUUACCAUCAUAGACUAUAUAUGUUAG